This is a messenger RNA of Cornus florida, 1120 nucleotides long. RefSeq names its product plant UBX domain-containing protein 1. Lineage: Eukaryota; Viridiplantae; Streptophyta; Magnoliopsida; Cornales; Cornaceae. Gene Ontology annotation, molecular function: ATPase binding. The record is from RefSeq and is a predicted model, not a curated record. Gene Ontology annotation, biological process: protein-containing complex disassembly. Bases 107 to 871 code for a protein of 254 amino acids. The transcript has 8 exons.
AAAUCAGGUGAGCGUAUCUUACCCACGAGUCACACGACUCACAACUCAAGCUGCUAGAGUCAUAGGUGGAAGUAAAAACCAGAGAUUGGGAUUUCUUUGUUCGCUCAUGAGACUUGAUUCUCCACCAGCUUGGAAGAGAAGGAGAUUCACCAUCGUUGAUCCGAUGGACUUGGAGUUAGCAAAGGCGAAGCUUGCAGCUGCAAAGCAAAAAUUUGGACGAGAAAUCCGUGUGUUUGAAACUUCAAUCACUUCUCAAUCGGCAAAUGAUGAGUCCAAUAGCGAGGAGAAUGAUGCCUUCUAUGAGUUCACUGCUGAGGACUAUUAUAAAAUUCUGGCUACUAAAAAGGAAGAUAAAUUCUUGAAGACAAGGAAAAUCCGAGAAGCAGAAGAGGCUGCUCGCAGAUCGAGGAUAACUAAGGCUGUGAUAAGAGUCCGCUUUCCCGAUAAUUACACAUUAGAGGCCACGUUUCAUCCAUCAGAGACAAUCCAAAGCAUAGUUGAUCUCCUCCUCAAAGUGGUUACUCGACCAGAACUACCAUUUUAUAUAUAUACUACUCCUCCUAAGAAGCAAAUAAAAGACAUGACACAAGAUUUUUUCUCUGCUGGCUUUGUUCCUGGUGCAAUUGUGUAUUUUUCAUAUGAUCUACCAAAAGUUUUCUCUUCAGGUGAUGAUAAUGAAGCUGCACCAGGUCCCUUCCUUCAAGAGGAGAUCUUGUCUUUGAAAGGCUUGGAACUAAUCACUGAACAGGCUGAACCUGUGGAACCUGCCCAACCUGCACCAGAAACUGUAAUAGCGAGUCCCUCCCCUGUUGUAAAAGAGCGAAAGCCAGCUGAUAAGAAAGCAGUUAAGCCGAAGUGGCUGAAAAUGUGAUAUGGAUGACUACGUGUGGACUUCAACAUUAACCUUCUCUUAUGUGCAGUCUCGUAUUUAAAAGUGGAUUGAAGGCAGAUGGAACAGGAGGAAGACAUCUAUGCUUGAAUAUGGUAAAAUGCUUCAAGAGUUGGCAAUCGUCAUGUAUUAUUAAUGCUAUGAGUCAAUGUUUAUUAUAUAUAUGUAUGAAUUACCGAUCUUCUGGAUGGUAUCGUAAAUUCUUUUUUUAUUAAAUUGCUUUAUUCUCUC